This is a messenger RNA of Rhodamnia argentea, 1654 nucleotides long. RefSeq names its product UDP-glycosyltransferase 87A1-like. Gene Ontology annotation, molecular function: UDP-glycosyltransferase activity. The coding region runs from base 94 to 1422 and encodes 442 amino acids. The transcript has 2 exons. The record is from RefSeq and is a predicted model, not a curated record. Lineage: Eukaryota; Viridiplantae; Streptophyta; Magnoliopsida; Myrtales; Myrtaceae.
CCUCAAUGCUCGGCAUUUGCCGUGUAGUUUGAUCGCUCCCCGUCUCUCACUCCGCCACCGGCCACCGUCACCGCCCACAGCCUGAUCGAUCAAAUGGACCGCCGAGCGUCAACCUGCCACGUGGUGGCGGUGCCGUAUCCCGCACGAGGCCACAUCAACCCCGUGUUGAACCUGUGCAAGAUCCUAGCCUCCCAAGCCCCGCACGUCGCCAUCACCUUCGUACUCACCGAGGAGUGGCUUACCCUCAUCGGCUCCGACCAGAAUCCGAGCAACACGUCCUUCGCCACCAUCCCGAACGUGCUCCCGUCCGAGAGGGUCCGUGCUCAGCACUUCUCCGAGUUCGUCGAGGCCGUCUUCACGAAGAUGGAAACCCCGUUCGAGGAGCUGCUCGACCGGCUCCGCCCUCCGCCGACCCUCAUUGUGGCCGACACAUUCCUGUCCUGGGCGGUCCGCAUCGGGAACCAGAGGAACAUUCCGGUGGCCUUGUUUUGGACUACUGCGGCCUCAAAUUUCUCCUGCUUGUACCCCUCCCAACUUCUUGAGCAGAACGGCCGUUUACGACAGAAUUUGUCAGAGGACGAAACGGUGGAUUCCGUUCAAAUGCAUUUGACGGACUUGGUUGAUGAAAAGAUUGGGCAGAGUAUGCGCCAAACAAUCGACUGGGUCCGUCGAGCACAGUACUUGUUGCUUUCUUCUGUGUACGAGAUCGAAUCUCAGACGGUUGACGCUCUGAAGCUGAGCCUGUCGUUUCCUAUCUACACCAUCGGUCCAUCCAUCCCUUACUUCGAGCUCGAAGACAAUCCUCGCUCGACCAGCGACUUGAGUUACAUAAUAGAUUGGCUGGACUGCCAGCCGGCCCGCUCUGUUUUAUACCUGUCCCUAGGCAGCUUCCAUUCGGUCUCGAGCUCCAAAAUGGACGAGAUCGCGGCAGGGCUGCGCGACAGUGAUGUCCGGUUCUUGUGGGUGGCGCGCGACGAUGGUUCUAGGCUGAAAGGACUGUUGCCGGACGGCAACAAGGGGAUUGUGGUGCCAUGGUGCGAGCAGUUGAGGGCAUUGACACAUCCAUCCGUCGGCGGGUUCUGGACCCACUGCGGGUGGAACUCGAUCCAAGAGGGUGUCUAUGCGGGGCUUCCAUUCUUGGCGUACCCGAUAGCCUUGGACCAAGGUCUCAAUUGCAAGCUCGUUGUGGACGAUUGGAAGGUCGGGUGGAGGGUGGACAAGAGCGAGGGCGACAUCUCGGGGCUAGUGCGCAAGUUCAUGGAUUCGGGCAAUGGCGAGAGCAGAGAGCUGAGGAGGAGGGUCAACCAGCUUCGAGAGUUAUGCAGCCACGCGAUUGGGUCGGACGGUUCGACCGGGUCUAAUAUCGGGGCCUUCAUUAGGGACAUAUCGCGCGAUGCAGCGAAAAUUCAGGACAGUAGUUAGUAGUUCAAUCUCUCGUUGAACAUACCGGGUUAUUGUCCUCUGUCAAUUUUCGGUACCAGUAAGAUCGGGAAAGUGUUGGUAAAAAAGUUGAUUGGCAACUUGUUUGGUUCUGUCACAAAUUAGCAUCUUCCUAUCGGUUCAAAUAAAAGUUGCACAAUGGUUUAAUUAUUAAACUUACCAACAUUUCUUUCGCAGAUCACCAAGGUGCUAAUAUCAUUAGUGUUAUACGAAA